GACCGACUUCACCAUCAACACGGCACGUAUCACGUAGGUUCGGACAGCUGACUGGAUUAUACGGGGGAUGCGUCGCUCCUGUAGCGGCCGAGCUGCCUCGGUGACGCCCGCUCUCAGGUAGCAGCGGGCGGCUCGCUGGUAGCGGGAUGCCCUGUGAGCCCUCCUUAAUUGUCAGUCCCCACAGGACGGUAACAAACUGCCUCCAGAACCUUGACUGAAGUAACAGAACCUUUCCUGAAAUCAUGGGGAAUAUUUUUGGGAAUUUGCUGAAGAGCCUCAUAGGAAAAAAGGAGAUGAGAAUCUUGAUGGUGGGGCUUGACGCUGCUGGGAAAACGACAAUCCUUUAUAAACUGAAGCUGGGGGAAAUAGUCACCACCAUCCCUACUAUCGGAUUUAAUGUUGAGACGGUGGAGUACAAGAACAUCAGCUUCACCGUGUGGGACGUGGGUGGACAGGAUAAGAUCCGGCCCCUCUGGAGGCACUACUUUCAAAACACUCAGGGUCUGAUCUUUGUGGUGGACAGUAAUGACAGAGAACGUGUGAACGAAGCUCGAGAGGAGCUGAUGAGGAUGCUGGCUGAGGAUGAGUUGAGAGAUGCAGUGCUCCUUGUGUUUGCAAAUAAACAGGAUUUACCAAACGCCAUGAAUGCCGCCGAGAUCACAGACAAGCUGGGCUUACACUCCCUCCGUCACCGCAACUGGUACAUCCAGGCCACAUGUGCCACCAGCGGCGACGGCCUCUAUGAGGGCCUCGACUGGCUGGCCAAUCAACUCAAAAACAAGAAGUAAAAGGUGGCAAAACUGGAAAACACAGCCAGCAAGCCACCCCAAUCCAGUGUUUUCUUUCCUCUGGGUAUGGAGGGUUUGGGUUUGGUACAAGGGUUGUGAUUGGUAGGUGCAAAGCAAGACCCUGAUUUUAGGAAGACUUCAUUUUUGCUCUGUGCUCAGUGGUUAUUUAAAGGAAAAACAGGUUCAUAUCUAACCACAUACACUGAUUCACACUAAUCUUAACCAGUCACAGCAGACACUUGCUUUUUCUCCGUCCACCUCUUGUUCUUUGGUUCAGUGUGCUCUGUGUUAGUUUGCAGGUGCUGUGUCCAGUUUUUUUUUUUGUUUUCAGCUGUAAGUCAUUUAUGUAAACAGCAGCAGUCCUGUCUGAGUUCUAUUUUAUUUUAUCAAUGUUCUGUGCUGCAGGGUCACAGAGAUGUUUUACACAACAAUAGUGUCUCACAGGCUGCAAUGGUUUGCUCUCCUCUUUGACUCGGCGUCUAGAUGUGGUUGCAGGCAGCAGAGGGAUCAUUCAUCACAAACAGCUCUCUCCAGAAGAUGAUAAAAAUGGCCUCUACUGCCACAUAAUGCGAAUCAAUUCAUGCCCUGUAUUCAGCUUUAACCAUAUUCCCGUCAACUCAGGGCCAACAUCUCUGUCCCUGCUGAAGAAAAGCAUUCCCACAGCAUGAUGCUUCCACCAUCAUGUUUCAUGGUGAGGAUGGCAGCUCCCUCCACAUGCUAAAAAAACAUAAUCCUACUGCUGUAUUUUGGGAAUCUUAUGAUAUCCAGUUUUUAGUUUCAUCAAUCUCCAAUCAACUCUAACCAGCCUUCCUGUCCCUGCUGACUAAAAAGCCUCCCCACAGCAUGAUGCUGCUACCACCAUGUGUCAUGGUGGGGAUGGUGUUUUAAGGGCAAUGUGCAGUGUCAGUUUUCCAACACACCUAGCCACACGUGCAUGUAGGCCAAAUAGUAAACUUUUCUUCCAUAUCUUUGCUGUGUCCCUUACAUGGCUCAUGGAAAACUUGAAACGGGGGUUCUCAUGGUUUUCUUUCAGCAAGUCUUUGUUCUUGCCACCCUUAUAAAGGCCUGAUCCGUGGUGUGCAGACUCGAAGACAGCAGCAGUCCUGUGUCAGUUUCACUUCCUGUUGUGGUUGUUCUGACCUGCAUGGUUAUAGAACCAUGUUUUACAGAAUUAAAGGAUAUUGCAGAAUUAUACCAUCACAGCUGUUUUUGAUGGUUUUCUCGCCUUUCCUAUUUGUGAGCAGUGCUGAAAACUUUCAGUCAGUGUCCAGAUGUGCCUGCAGGGGCCUGAGUAAUAAUAAUUCACAAACACCCUUCCUUUCAUGUUAAAGUAACCACCUCUUACUGGAACAUUUUGGAAAUCUCUUGGGAUCAAUGCUGUGUUUCUAGUCACCUUGUGGCAACCCGAAACGCUGAAGCCGUCCUUUUUUAAAUAAUUAAAGCUGUGAAACACGCUCUCAAUUGCCUGACCUGCAUGCAACCUUAUCAGCAUCACUUCUCCAUUCAUAGCUCUGUAGACGAGGAUGCUGUUUGUAGAUCUUCUCUAACCUGCCUUCACUUUCAUCACAAAAAUCGAACUAAGACACCACUUUCUGCAUCAGGUGGCAGCAUUUGCUCAUCAGCUUUAAAAGGAGACACAGGGAUUAACUUUUUAUAACAUGCACAACUGCUGCAUGUCCGCCUUCUCAUGUGUCUAAACCAGCUCUCAAACAGCAUAAGGUUGUGUUUUUUUGUGUCCCUAGUCGAUUCUGUUACUGAUAACUGUACUACUGAAUGUGAAUAUUGUGGAGGAAUCUAUAACCGGCUAUAAUUAUAGAUAGUUUAUGUUCCCGGUCAUGUAUUUUCAAUUCAAUUCAGUUUUAUUUAUAUAGCGCCAAUUCACAACACAGGUUGUCUCAAGACACUUCACAACAGUCAGGUACAUACAUUCCAAUUAAUCCUAACCAUUGAACAGUGCAGUCAG
Messenger RNA from Girardinichthys multiradiatus, 2751 nucleotides. Its product is annotated as ADP-ribosylation factor 3. Gene Ontology annotation, cellular component: cytoplasm; plasma membrane. Bases 243 to 788 code for a protein of 181 amino acids. Gene Ontology annotation, molecular function: GTPase activity; GTP binding. Gene Ontology annotation, biological process: intracellular protein transport; vesicle-mediated transport. The record is from RefSeq and is a predicted model, not a curated record. NCBI's taxonomy places the organism in Eukaryota, Metazoa, Chordata, Actinopteri, Cyprinodontiformes, Goodeidae. The transcript has 5 exons.